Talaromyces proteolyticus is the source of this 1062-nucleotide messenger RNA. RefSeq lists its product as uncharacterized. The record is from RefSeq and is a predicted model, not a curated record. Bases 1 to 1062 code for a protein of 353 amino acids. Lineage: Eukaryota; Fungi; Ascomycota; Eurotiomycetes; Eurotiales; Trichocomaceae. The transcript has a single exon.
AUGCAUCUGUCACGACUAUUACUAGCUGCUGCAUUGGCCGCAUCCAGCGCGGCAUCCUCCAAUGUCACAAUCUAUAGUAACGAAUCAUUCGUUCCUGAUAACAGGCUACCGACGUCCCACGCGACGUCUGAUGGUGGUGAGAUCGUGAAUCUUUUCCUCCAACUAAGCCGCUCAACGACAUGGAAACUCAUCUCCAAAACCAAACUUGAAGGCGACACAGGCGAGCCCGAGGGUAUGGUGCGUGUGGGGGACUCCCGACUAUUCGUUUCCUCAGGACAGUGGACCGUUCCAACUGAGAAAUACAACACUACAAUCAACGGCACAGACCGCACUACCGGCGCUGGAUUUGCGCAUAUGAUUAUCUAUGACCUCCAAGGACAACGGAUUGCCAAUGCCACACUCACAGCCCCCGGCGAUAUUGAGUAUCAUGGCGGAGGCAUUGAUUAUGACGGCCGUUAUAUCUGGAUCACAAUCGCUCAAUACCGACCCAACUCCACCGCCACCAUUGCUCGCAUUGAUCCACUGAACCUGGAACAGACUCGCCUAUUCCGCACCCAUGAUCACAACGGCGGCAUCGUCCACGACACAACCACCGACGAACUGGUCACGUUGAACUGGGGGGCCCGCAACGCAACCACAUGGUCUCUGAGAAAAUACCCACGGAGGUUCACCCCAUUCCCAGGCUUCACUCCGCCGGUACGAAGCGUCGCCAAUCCCAGCUUUUUCGUGGAUUAUCAGGACUGUAAAUUUCUAGGUCACCAUUCCAUCCCCAGCCUUGUUGCGUUUCAAAACCCUAGCUCCUGGAGCCGCCACGGCCUCGUUCGACCGGUCAUGCUUUGCGGCGGAGUGGCGACGAUUAGCAGCUAUAAUCUGGGUGGAUUGGCGCUCGUUGAUCUGGAGACUAUGUUGCCAUUGUGGGAGGUGCCGAUUUCGCUGACGAGUGAUCUGGGUGUCUCGCUUACCCAAAAUCCGGUGGAUGCGCAAGUUGUGGAUGGGAAAUUAAGGGUCUGGUUUUUGCCGGACCAGAGAAAUAGUACCCUGUAUAUCUACGAGGCGCAGUAA